GAUUUCUUCCUCCGCGACCGAACGGCAUUGCGUACACGUGCUGUAUGGCGCCGUCUACGGGAUUUAGCGGCCAGUGAUUUCGAGAAAUUUUGUGAUUUACUGCUACGUUUGAAGUCUGAAGCGUGCAUUAUGGCUUCAAGAAGGUGCUGGGUGCCCAAUUGCAAAAAUGCGAAAGCGAAAUUAGCCAUUAAAACGUCUAUUUGGGUUUCCAGGAUACGUGAAACGAAGUAUUGCAGGAUUUCAAUGCAAGCUUCCAGUAAAAAUCCUUGUACGUAGGCAGCAAUUCAUACUUAAAAUGGUUCUUGGAUCGUUCAAUAUGCUGCUAUAUCAUGUGCGGCAGAUGCAUAUGCUAGCUACUAAAUGGUAA
This is a messenger RNA of Gryllus bimaculatus (two-spotted cricket), 367 nucleotides long. Lineage: Eukaryota; Metazoa; Arthropoda; Insecta; Orthoptera; Gryllidae. The record is from the annotation of a GenBank genome assembly.